Passer montanus (Eurasian tree sparrow) is the source of this 1522-nucleotide messenger RNA. RefSeq names its product phosphatidylinositol 4-kinase type 2 alpha (gene PI4K2A). Gene Ontology annotation, molecular function: 1-phosphatidylinositol 4-kinase activity. Lineage: Eukaryota; Metazoa; Chordata; Aves; Passeriformes; Passeridae. The coding region runs from base 1 to 1377 and encodes 458 amino acids. The transcript has 10 exons. The record is from RefSeq and is a predicted model, not a curated record. Gene Ontology annotation, biological process: endosome organization; Golgi organization; phosphatidylinositol phosphate biosynthetic process. Gene Ontology annotation, cellular component: plasma membrane; endosome; lysosomal membrane.
AUGUCCGCGGCCGCCGGGCCGGAGGUGGCGCGGCCCGGGGCGGAGCAGCCAAUGGGGUGCGGCGGGGGGCGGAGCAGCCCCGGGGGCGCGGUGACGCGGGCGGAAGCGGAAGCGGCGGCAGCGGCGCGGCGGGGCCGGGCGGGCGGCGCGGUGGACGAGACGAGCCCGCUGGCCCAGGCGCAGGCCCAGGCGGCGGCGGCGGCAGCGGCGGCGGCGGCGGCGGCCGCGCAGCGGGAGCGCAACGACUUCCCCGAGGAUCCCGAGUUUGCCGACGUGGUGCGGCGGGCCGAGCUGGCCAGCGAGCGCGGCAUCUUCCCCGAGCGCAUCUCGCAGGGCUCCAGCGGCAGCUACUUCGUGAAGGACCCGCAGGGGAAAAUCAUUGGCGUCUUCAAGCCCAAGAAUGAGGAGCCAUAUGGGCAGCUGAACCCCAAGUGGACCAAGUGGCUGCAGAAGUUGUGCUGCCCAUGCUGCUUUGGGAGAGACUGCCUUGUCCUGAACCAGGGCUACCUGUCAGAGGCAGGUGCCAGCCUGGUAGACCAGAAGCUGGAACUCAACAUUGUUCCCCGCACAAAGGUGGUGUAUCUGGCCAGCGAGACCUUUAACUACAGUGCCAUUGACAGGGUGAAGUCCCGAGGAAAGAGGCUGGCCCUGGAGAAGGUGCCGAAAGUUGGCCAGCGCUUCAACCGCAUUGGUCUGCCACCCAAGGUGGGCUCCUUCCAGCUCUUUGUGGAAGGCUACAAGGAUGCAGACUACUGGCUGCGGCGGUUUGAGGCCGAGCCGCUCCCGGAGAACACUAACCGGCAGCUGCUGCUGCAGUUCGAGCGGCUGGUGGUGCUGGACUACAUCAUCAGGAACACAGAUCGGGGCAAUGACAACUGGCUCAUCAAGUAUGACUGUCCCCUGGACAGCGCGGGCGUGCGGGACAGCGACUGGGUGGUGGUGAAGGAGCCCAUCAUCAAGCUGGCUGCUAUAGACAAUGGUUUGGCCUUUCCCUUGAAACACCCGGACUCCUGGAGAGCAUAUCCGUUCUACUGGGCAUGGCUGCCCCAGGCCAAAAUCCCCUUUUCACAGGAGAUCAAGGACCUGAUUCUUCCCAAGAUCUCAGACCCCAACUUUGUCAAGGACCUGGAGGAAGAUCUGUAUGAGCUCUUCAAGAAAGACCCUGGCUUUGACAGGGGACAGUUCCACAAGCAGAUUGCUGUCAUGAGAGGCCAGAUCCUGAACCUCACUCAGGCGUUGAAAGAUGGGAAGAGUCCACUGCACCUGGUUCAGAUGCCACCUGUGAUUGUGGAAACGGCGCGUUCCCACCAGCGCUCCGCCAGUGAGUCCUACACGCAGAGCUUCCAGAGCCGGAAGCCUUUCUUCUCAUGGUGGUAGCUGUGGGAGCCACGGGCAGGGCUUGGCCACCUCGGACUAGCACUGCGAGAGGAGCUGGGCCACUGCUGGCUCCUGUGGCUGGGACUCGACCUUCAGGGUAGAGCGAGCAGACGCGACUGGAGGAACCUGCAGCUGAACUGGAGGA